Paralichthys olivaceus (Japanese flounder) is the source of this 1832-nucleotide messenger RNA. RefSeq names its product NHERF family PDZ scaffold protein 4b (gene nherf4b). Gene Ontology annotation, molecular function: signaling receptor binding; protein-membrane adaptor activity. Gene Ontology annotation, cellular component: apical plasma membrane. Gene Ontology annotation, biological process: protein localization to plasma membrane. The record is from RefSeq and is a predicted model, not a curated record. NCBI's taxonomy places the organism in Eukaryota, Metazoa, Chordata, Actinopteri, Pleuronectiformes, Paralichthyidae.
UGAUGUCAGGGACUGCCACGGUUGCAUCGUUUGUUUUACUGCUGCCCUGAUGGGAAAGAGACACAACAUGAGAUCGAGUUCAGGUUUGGUGGAAAUCAUCGGGUUGACAGAGAAAUUUACAUUUAAUCCUAAAGAGGGAAUAGACAACCCAGUGAUGGUCAUCACAGAUGAUGCAGACUCUGUGUCGACACCCAGCACACGGCUGUGUGUUCUCAAACGUGAGGAAGGGGAGUCCUAUGGCUUUAAUUUACGAGUGGAGAGGGGGCUCCAGGGUCACAUCAUCAGAAACGUGGUGGUAGGGGGAGUGGCAAGGUUCAGUGGCCUGGAAGAUGGAGACAGACUUCUGGAAGUCAACAACUGCUAUGUUGACGAUGUUCCUCACCCUGAGGUGUCCAGGAAGAUAAAGCUAAGCGGACACCAGUUGUGUUUACUAGUGUUGAAUGGGGAGGAGUAUGAGCGGGUUGUGUCACAAGGUCAAGAUCUCCGCGGUCUGGCCAGAGCACACAAGGGCGAGGGCUGUAAACCACCCAGAUUCUGCCACAUCACCAGGGAUCCUGCCUCAGGUCUGGGCAUCAGCUUCUUACCCGUGGAAGGAGAGAAAGGGCACUUCUCAGUGAGCCUGGUGACAGGAGGUGCAGCUGAAAAGGCCGGAGUGUGUAAGGGAGAUCGUCUGGUGUGGAUGAAUGGAGCGACAGUGUGCGACCUCACACACACUGCACUCAACAGGAUGAUGAAAAAAUGUGGCAAUCACAUCACCAUCCUGGUGAUCGACAGUGAGAGUGAGAAGAGCCACAUGCGGCAGAGGAGGCCCAUCCUACCCACCAUGGCUGUUCCACAUAACCUGCCUUAUAGAGCCAGGAAACUCCUCCUGGUCUCAGGGCCUGAGGGCUACGGCUUCCUCCUUAGGCUGGAGAGGGCGCCAUCAGGACGCAUGUCUCAUGUCCUGCGAGAGAUGGACAAAGACAGUCCAGCAGAGAGGGCAGGUAUGCAGGACGGAGAGCUGCUGCUGGAGAUCAAUGCUGAGUCGGUGGAGGCACUGACGCACGAAGAGGUUGUGGACAGAGUGAGACAGAGUGGACAGCAGGUUUCCCUCACCACCAUCACUUCACAGGGGCUGGAGUUUUACACCAAGUUGGGUCUGUCCCCUCUUCUCUUCUGUGAAGAUGAUGGAGUUGAGGAAGAAAAGGAGAGCAGUGUAGCAGCCUCUGAAGCAGAGCAGUCAUCACAGAAUGAAAUGGAAGGCUUGUGCAAGCCCAGACUCUGUUCUCUCCUAAAAGGCCCUUUGGGGUUUGGCUUUAAUCUGGGUUGUGUACUACACAGUCCAGGGACCUUCAUCAGCAAGGUGGUUUUCGGCGGCUCGGGGCAGAGCGCAGGACUAAUCGAGGGAGAUGUGGUGAUUGAAGUGAAUGGACAAAAUGUGGAGGAGAAAUAUCUGGAGGAUGUUAUGAUACUCAUGAAGGAUGGAGGCCAUUUUCUUUCAUUAUUAGUCAUGGAAAAGACAAGCUAUAACAAGAUGAAGCAGACUGACUCACCAGCCAAUGACGUCACUGAGCAGGAGGAGGAAGACUUUGAGAUAUCAUCUUUGUGAGCACUGAAGACACAUGAUUCUGAAGAAAUUCUCACCAUAUAUCUGCUCAGAAAGAAAACUACUACUCUUCAGAAAAUGAACACUGGAUAUGUAAAGUAUUGAUAAUAAAUGGGCUAAAACAUUGUCAUGGCCCUUGAAUAUGUACAUUUUGUGUUGAUUGCAUUGUUGUGAAUGGAAGAGGAAGGUUAUGUUUUAUGUGUACCAUGUAUUAUGUAUAAAAAAGAAAUUAAAUGUUUAUCGUUGA